Molecule: messenger RNA, 1275 nt
Organism: Paramecium tetraurelia
Lineage: Eukaryota; Ciliophora; Oligohymenophorea; Peniculida; Parameciidae
Exons: 5
Molecular function (GO): histone deacetylase activity
Source: RefSeq, a predicted model, not a curated record
AUGAAUCUCUUCAAGUAGAAAGUGACUUACUAUUACGAUGAGGAAUUUGGUACAUUUAAUUAUUCAACAACUCAUCCAAUGAAACCUUUGAGAGUAGCCAUAACAGAUGACUUAGUGGGCCAUUAUGGGCUAAAAUAAUAUAUGAAUUGUAUUGUUUAGGAUCAAUCUUUUGUUCAAACCUAUAUCAAAAGGGUAGAUGAGGACGUAUUGACUUAAUUUCAUUCUGAAGAGUAUAUUGAUUUAAUAAAAAUAAUUACACCAGAAAAUAAGUGUCAACAUGAAGAUCAACUUUAUAGAUUCAAUUUCAUGGAAGAUUGUCCGGUCUUAGAUAGAUUAUUUGAUUUUUGUUUGUGUUAAACUUCUGGAUCAGUUGGGGCUGCUUGUGUUAUAGCAGAUUAGAAGAGCAACAUCGCUAUAAAUUGGAGUGGUGGAUUACAUCACGCGAAAUAAAGUGAAGCAAGUGGAUUUUGUUAUGUUAAUGACUGUGUAUUAGGAAUAUUGGAGUUAUUGAAAACAUAUUAAAGAGUUCUUUAUAUUGACAUAGAUAUUCAUCAUGGAGAUGGAGUAGAAGAAGCAUUUUACCUGACUGAUAGAGUUAUGACUUGCUCUUUUCAUAAAUUUAAGGAAUACUUUCCUGGAACUGGACACAUUGAUGAUAUUGGACAUGAUAAAGGAAAGUACUAUGCAGUUAAUUUUCCAUUGAAUGAAGGCUUAAAUGAUGAUUCCAUUUAAUUAAUAUUCAAACCUGUGAUUGACAGUAUUAUGGAAAAUUUUAGACCAGAUGUUGUAAUGUUGCAAGGAGGAACUGAUAGUCUUAGUGGAGAUAGGUUGGGAUGCUUUAAUUUGAGCAUAAAAGGUCAUGGUUCUUGCACUGAAUACCUCAAGAAAUUCAAUGUCCCUAUCAUAAUGGUAGGCGGUGGAGGAUAUACAUUACGAAAUGUUCCUCGUUGUUGGACUUAUGAAACUUCCCUUGCCUUAAAUGUGCCAAUUCCUGAUAAUAUUCCUGACGAAUCUGAUUACAAGGUUUACUUUGGGCCUGAGUAUCAAAUUACAUUUACCAAUCUCUAAUAUGGAGGAAUAGAAUUCAAAGGAAUAUUUAGAGAAAAACAUAUCUUAGACAACCUAAAACAAAUAUAACCAGGUUGUGCAUAAAUAGAUCAUUAUGCAAUCGGCAAAGAGAGCAGAUAAAAAGUUGACUAUCAGGAAUUAUUCUCAUCAUACAAUGAUAAAAGAGAAGAAAUGCAAUUAGAAUAAAAUCAAGACUAAUAAGAUUGA